Loa loa (African eye worm) is the source of this 360-nucleotide messenger RNA. RefSeq lists its product as hypothetical. The transcript is spliced from 3 exons. The record is from RefSeq and is a predicted model, not a curated record. NCBI's taxonomy places the organism in Eukaryota, Metazoa, Nematoda, Chromadorea, Rhabditida, Onchocercidae. Bases 1 to 360 code for a protein of 119 amino acids.
AUGAUGCUUAAAGAUAUGGAAAUGAUGGAACAGAAGCAGAAGACUCUAUCUCAAAGGAAUAGUUGCCCGGAACAUCCUGCUGAUCCAAUUUCAUUUCGUACCAGCGUAGUUGACGAGAUGAGUAAAAUGGAUGGAUUGCGAGAGGUCAAUUGCCUCAUUGUAUUGAUGAAUAACCCCUUCAUGCAUUCACUCUUACCCGUCUUCAAUCGUCUCAUUACAUUACUUGUGCUUCUAUUUCUAUUACUUUUAUUACUACCAUCGCUUAUCAUUGCCGCUACUAUUACUACUACUGCUACUACUACCGCUGCUGCUGCUAUUAUUGCAACUACCUCAACAAUUGGAACGAAGACAACUCUAUGA